AUGAGCGGCUCAGGACGGGAACUCCUGACACGCGCAUUGCGUUCGAUUGCACCGGCCACCAAAGCGGAUGCCGCGAUCUACCUCGCGUUGUCAGGGGGAGUAGAUAGUUCUGUUGCGGGUUUGCUUCUGGCAGAGCGUGGGUGGGCCGUAAAGCCAGUCUUGAUGCGAUGUUGGGACGAUGAUAGCGGCGAGCAGGACAUAGGAACUUGCCACGAGGCUGAGCUAAAGACGGCCUCUGCGGCUGCAGCGGCGUUGUCGCUCCCAGAGCCUGAAGUGUUCGACUUCGUCAAGGAAUAUUGGACUGAUGUGUUCGAUGGUGUUUUGCUUUCGGGGUUAGAGGCCGGGCGCACGCCAAAUCCAGAUCUAGCGUGCAACCGCAGCGUAAAGUUUGGCGCCUUUCCUGAGCGGCUUCAGCAGCACGCUGGAACGCACGUGACACCGCGCUUUGCUACCGGGCAUUACGCGCGACUGCGCCAGGACGGUGAACAGACGACGCUGCUUGCAGCUGUCGACGAGAACAAAGAUCAAACGUAUUUCCUAAGCUCAGUGCCUGGGAAAGCAUUGAGAAAGGCAUGUUUUCCUGUAGGGAGUUUGCUCAAAGAAGAAGUGCGGACAAUUGCGACAUACGCUGGUCUGCCCGCUGCUACUACACGCUCUUCUCGCGGAAUCUGCUUUGUCGGAAAACGGUCAAUGGCAACCUUUCUGGAACGGUAUCUCAAUGGUAGGAAGGGUGUUUUUAUCGAUGCAGACAGUGGAUCGAUUGUUGCGGAGCUACCGCAUCACGCUCAUACGUACACGACGGGGCAGCGCGCACGGAUCGGUGGAAGUACGGGGAAGGCGCACUACGUGCUGAGGCGGGAUGGAGACAAUGUGCUGGUGGUUGAAGGGCGAGAGCACCCGAAACUGUACACAACAGAACAAGUUUGUGGGCAGGUAGAUUGGGUCUCUGGUAAAGCACCCGACGGGUUGGGCCGUGAAGGUAUUAGACUCGAGUACAAGUCAAACUCAUCGGCAAGACGUCUGUCGUGCAUAGUCACAGCUGACGAUGGAGAAGGAAUUAUUAUUCAGUUUGAGCGGAUGCAGCAUAUCAUCGUAUCUGGACAAGCAAUUGUACUGUAUCAAGGCGAGGUAUGCCUCGGCGCGGCUUGGCCAUCUGGACAGGACGAGAGUAUCCAAGAAAAGCCUUAG
Molecule: messenger RNA, 1188 nt
Organism: Chondrus crispus (carragheen)
Lineage: Eukaryota; Rhodophyta; Florideophyceae; Gigartinales; Gigartinaceae
Exons: 1
Coding region: 1-1188 (395 amino acids)
Biological process (GO): tRNA wobble position uridine thiolation
Molecular function (GO): transferase activity
Source: RefSeq, a predicted model, not a curated record